Folsomia candida is the source of this 3087-nucleotide messenger RNA. It is a transcript of the gene MED24, whose product is annotated as mediator of RNA polymerase II transcription subunit 24. Gene Ontology annotation, cellular component: mediator complex. The transcript has 22 exons. NCBI's taxonomy places the organism in Eukaryota, Metazoa, Arthropoda, Collembola, Entomobryomorpha, Isotomidae. Bases 91 to 2994 code for a protein of 967 amino acids. Gene Ontology annotation, molecular function: transcription coregulator activity. The record is from RefSeq and is a predicted model, not a curated record.
UUCGAAUGUUUAACAACAAAAUAAAUGUAAACAUUUUUGUCAUUAAUUAAUUCUUUGUAAUUUUGUGAUUUUGAGAGAGUUAAUUUGAGAAUGGUCAUGCAAUCCAAAGAGUUGAUCUUAUCAAGGGAUGCACAGGCCAAAAAUAUCAUAAUGCGAGCAUGGAGGGAACGUUGGACGGUGAUGCAAUGGGGGAUCAACGUUCGAACGUUGGUGGAUUCGAAAUCGGAUGGCUCAUUCAUCGCCAACUGUAUCUUGCAGCAAGCUCUAGGCGGCCCAGGUCCAAAUUCGCUGGUUUUGUCAUAUUUGAUGCACUCGAUUUAUUCACAGCUAAUUUCUUCUUGUGCUGUUCUGAAGAGUGUCUGUAAAUAUGAUGGAUUUCACAAGCCAUACUGCGUUGCAAGUUUAUUGGACUUAUUGAAUAAUAUCAAGGAGAGAGUGAUCUUAAAUGAAAAUGAGGAUCUCGAGCAAUGCAUGGAGUUGUCUCAGUCACUGGCUCUAACGACCCAUUGGCUCCUCACCUGCAUGUAUUCAUCACUUGAAAAUCUAUCUGACUUGUCAAUUAACGACUUUCCAGUGGAUGUUGAAGAUUCCAAGAUUGUUAUCAAAUGCCGAAAACUACUCGAGUAUUUCUUAACUAAUCCAUUUAUUAGUGGGCUGAUAAACUGUGCUGUACUAGAAAAUGAUGAAAUGUUUCAAAAUAUUAAGAAAAUGUCUGGAGAAAUUGCAAAGUUUGCAGACGGGCAUCAUCAUCAAGAUAUUGCUUUUAUAACAGGGCUUAUUGAGCAAAUUGGUGAACGACGAGGGGACUGUAUUUCUUCUCGGAGCAUUCUUACUCUUAGCCGAUCUAUUGAUGGAAGACAAACUUUAAUUGGUAGUCCAUCAAUUCUCACGACGAUAAUCUCGGCUGCACUGUUCCGUUCCUCUGAAAACGUUGCAGAUAUUGCCAACGAAUUGCAAAUAAUUAAAAAUCUUAGGGGGUUAACAAACGUUGAGCUGUUCAACGAAAUUAUGCAUGCUGCUGUAGUUUCUUUGGUCGAUUGCUUAGGAAAGCCAAAUGAACUUCAAAUUCUAGGAUUUGUAUUUCUUGUUUUACCAUCAUUGUUAAAGUCCCUCGUAUUGAUUUUGGAUGCGUCAAAUGAUGACUUUUGCAAUGGACUGUGUCUUUUUCUGGACAAUGAUUCGGUUUUGAGCAUUACAGACACGAAACUUGCAUGUUAUACACUUGAUAUUUUUUUGGUCAGUUUCCAAAAACUUAAUAUCAUCUCAGACGGAGACAGAAAACAAAUACUGGAAAAAAAACCAAGGCGUAGCCUCCAAACCGACCAUAGUUCCAACAACGCUGUACUAUUACUUGAAACUGAGAAAACUCUACAGCAUAUUUUUAAUGCUUUGGACGGUGUGAGCGAUUUUGAAAAAAACAAGGAUGCUAUUCUUGGAACCUUGUACGAUGUGAUUUGCAAUAACUUCGAAUUUGUUCUUACAACAACAUCUUGUACAAACAAGUUGAAACAGCUUUCUUCAAAACUAUUAAAACUUAAUCAAUACAGCCUUCAAGCGGUUGGAGAAAACGGAAAAACUUCAGCAACAAGAGCAAUGAUAUUUGAUAUUACGUUCUUGAUGCUAUGUAGUAUUGGUCAGACCUAUGGAGUCGAGGCUCUAGCGUCAGACGAGUCGGAUUAUUUUUUUGUAGAAUGGUAUAAUGAGUGUAUGGUUGAAAACAACUCUGUUAAGAACCCUGAUGCAAUUCUUAACCGUUGUAAUCAAAACAAGGUGGAAAUUCUCAUUAACACGUUUCUACAAGGCGAGUCUGAAUUAAAAACCAGCUUGGUAUUUUGGAACGAGUUGUGCACAAAUGUUGUUGGUGUAAUUCGGGAUAUGGUUUUCGCAUGGGAAGCAGAAUCUGCCAAUUUUGCUGACGUAAAGAAGGUGCUCGAUGUCAUUCGUUCCAAAGUGUGUUCAUUGCCAAUAUGCAUCUCUGCUUGGUUGUGUUCAUAUAUACAGAUGAGUCCUGAAAAUCAGUCGGGAAAGGCACGAUACAUUUUAAACCACUUCCUCUCGAACCUCAAUGUCUCAAACGAUGAAGAACAUUUCCAAGAACGGUUUGCUGUCAUGAACAAGGUAAUUUCCAAAAUGAUUAACUGUGUGCAACCAACGUCAGGAGCAUCGUCACCCAUUUCCACUGGAAAUUGCACAAUAGAAAGCAAACCAAUGUCAGACUUAUACAAGAAGUGUUUCUCAUCAAUGCAGUCUAGAGGACUAAUUGAUAUUGACACAAUGAUAUCAUUACAAAGUUUACUUGAUCUGAAUGGUUUACAUUAUUUUGUUCAAGGGUUAAUAACGGAAAUGAUGGAGAAUCAAUCACCAGCAGAUCUACUACAGUGGUGUGAUAUGCUAUAUGGCCUUUUCAAAAAUAAUCUAUUCGAGUGUACGGCAGCAUUAUUGGGUGUUGUUAUUCCAUCUUUACUUCAUUAUUGGGACAGAGACUCUAAUUUUGUGGAACCACAAAUUCUGGCUCUCGUGUCGUUGACGGUGGAUUGCAUCCUUUCAUGCUAUUUACAAGGCGAAACAAUAAAAACCUUAGAAGACAGUGAUGACGAGCCAUCAUUGUGUAAACGUAGGAAAAUCUCUGACCCAAAGGAUAGUAAGAAAAUGGAGACGUUAGAAAACCUAAAAUAUAUGCUCAGAGAAUUAUAUGAAGAGCUUGACAAAAUUCUCAAAGCUACAUCAGAUGCCAGACCACAAGGAAUAUUUGUGCUAAGAUUCUUGGAGCAGCUAUCUAUAAAAGCAUCAGACCCAACUAUAUUUUCUUCACUGCCUCACAGCGUUAUAACCAAUUUGAUGUCGCUGAUGAGUGAUGAUAUCAAUCCACAGAUGCUUUUGGGCUGGCAUUCAUUGAAUGAGAAGACAGGAAGAGCUAAUUGCAUUCUAACCAUUUGCAAUCUAAUGAAAAUGCAAAACGUUAAUAGACAUUGUUGUGAUUCGUCGUCAGACUAAUUAUAUUUAUCUUAUUUUAUUUAAUGUAUUUUUGGUACUUCUCUCUGAAUAUUCUAAUAUUAAUAAAAUAAACCAAGAAAGUCAUGUCAUGAU